AUGGAAGAGUUGCUUGAUGAUUUAAUUUCAGGAGAAAAAACUGAGAAAAUCUUCUCAAAGUAUGCUAGAAAUGGGAAAAUUAAUAUACACAAAUGCAUAUCUUAUAUACUUCAAGACUUAAAUGCUGAAUUUGAUAUAGAUUUAAGGGACGUUAAAGAUUAUUUCAAGAUGAAGAAAAACCCUUUUGAUCAUGACGAGAUUAUUAACCCCGAGUAAAAAAUAAAUAGAGAAGUCUCACUAGAGCAAUUUAAGACAAGGCUUGAAAAUUAUUUAACAAAAGGAAUGGGGAUUAUGAUUAAUGCAGAAAAUGAUACCAAUUUCAUAAGAGCUUUAAAUCAUCCUAUAAGCUUAGACCAAAAACAGAUAUCAACCAUUAUUUCAAAUGAUACUGAAGAGAAGUGAAAUACUCCAAACAGUGAAAGAUUGUCGAAAAGUAAGCAAAGAACUCCUAUUAAUCUUAAAAGCAGAAUUACUCAAAGUGUAAACACCUCAAAUUUACUUGGAAAAGCUAAACAAAAUUGGCUUGAGCCUUAUUUAAAAGAAUACCACGCCGAUAUUGAAAAUAUUUUACUCGCUAAUGACCCAACUGGGAAAAAAAUGAUUGAAGCUAUUAAACUAAAGAGAAUUCUACGAGAAAUAUUGCAAUUAAUGAAGCUUCCUGAAGAAAAAGACCUUUUUCUUUUUGAUAGAAUGAUUGAGAAUCGUUUCAAGCACAUCAAGGGCUCACCUGCAAAAUCUUCUAUGAAAUACCUGAGGGUAACAUUUUCGCAGUGUUUUGAACUGUUUGAGGAAUGGGCAGCCAAAGAAUCUUUUAGCCGCCUAUCCUAUCAUGCUCAGCUGCAAAACACAAUAAAUGAGUAUAAAGAACUAAUAAACACUUAUGGCUCUGAUAUGAAUUGUAUCAGUGACUUAAAAGACAUGAUUGACCAGAUGGAAAUUAUCCAUUCUAGCUCAAAUACAAAAUCCAUAAAAAUUUCUGAAGAAAAUCUUAUGGAAAAGCAAGUUAAAGGCCUUAAAGCAAUUUUUUCGUUUUAUGCUUCACAAACACAAGAAUUGACAAGGUCGCCCACAUUUGAUCAUUUGAUAAAUUUAAAGCAAUUUAUGACAUUAAGCCAGUUUCUUAAAUUUUGCAAUGAUUUCGGGAUUUCAGAUAAAAAAGGAAUGCAAAGGUUAAAUCCGCAGCAAGCUUCAAAAGUAUUUAUAAAUAAUUCAAAAUGUGGCAGAAAAAUGACUUUAUCGCAGUUUUUCUCUGCUGUGGACUGUUUGGCUGAAAUAUUUUAUAAUAUUCAAGUAGGUGCAGAAGAGUCUGAAAUUGGCCUCGUUGCAAAAAGAAAUUUGUUUUACCAGUACCUGCAAUGUGAUAACCAAGAAAUUUAUAUGCAAAAAACCAGAGGUUUUAAAUACGCAUUUUCAAACGAAAAAGCUGGGUUUAGGAUGCCGGAGUAUGAUUUAAGUAAAAAAUACAAAUUUAAAGAUCAAACAGAAGUGAAACAAAGAAUUUUAGAUUGAAAAAGAGAAAAAGAAUAAAUAAAAUGGCAUUCGGUUCAAGAGAAAUUAGCUCUGCUGAUUUUCUUUUCCUCAUGGAAUUUUAUUUAUGGGGUUGGGUUUUCUCUCGAGAACUUCUGCACAGCAAUAGCUGUUUAACUUUGGGGAUAACCAAAGGAACAGCUCCUCAGUGCGUUCAAAAUUUCAGAGUUUUACCCCUCAGCACAUCCCCACGGGAGGAUGACCCUUAGGCGGAACACGCGCAGGAGCCGAGUCGAGACAGAGCUACGGCAACGCGCCGAGUGAGAUGUGCGGCGGCUGGAGGCGAAGCGUCGAUAGAAGGCUUGGCCGUUUGGGUUGACCACCGCGAUUCCAAGAUGGCUCCGUGACGUCACCAGUUUAGCUAAAAGGUCAUUUUUUGGGUCUGCCGCACUAGACACCUUAAACACCGAAUAAUUAAGUUAAGUUAAGUUAAGAAAAAGAGAAAAAGAAGAAAGAAACCCAAAGAGAUCGAUAUCAGUUCCAAAUAAGUUAAAACUAGAUCUCAGAAGGAUGAAGCUUAUGCAGAGAAAAGAUAGAAUUACUUGGGAAAUGCUAAGAAAUAUGGAAAGCAGUAGUUUCAUAAAUGAUGAUGAAGCAAAAGAUCUUAUAAACGAUAGCUACCUUUUACCUGCUCUUCCUGUAUAA
This is a messenger RNA of Blepharisma stoltei, 2172 nucleotides long. Lineage: Eukaryota; Ciliophora; Heterotrichea; Heterotrichida; Blepharismidae. The record is from the annotation of a GenBank genome assembly.